ACAUUUAGAGGUGAGAACAGGAAAUGUUGGGAGGCGUCACUCUGACGUCAUCCUGUCCUCGUGCCUCUGCUGCCAGCUGUCUCCUCGCGCACAAUCGAUCCAGCCAUCAAUCAGUCGCUCCAGCAGUCGAUCGAUCAGCAGAGAGAAAGAAGGUUGAUCAGGAAGUCUUUUUCUCUCAGAUUCUCCGUCCAUCCGUCCAGAUGAGCAGCGAGCAGCCUCCUCCGUAUGUCCCUCAUCCCUACGGCGGCCCCUCGGCGCCGAAUUUCCCUCCAGCUUUCAGCUCUCCGCCCGGAACCUUCCCUGGCUCGCCAUACCAGACCUACCCGGCUCAGACCUACUCAGGAGGAGGAGAACACGCCUACUAUCAGGGGCCACCGGGGCCCCACGGGCCCUGCAUGAGCCAGCCUGGACACCAGAGCUACCAGAGCGGCCCCUACGGCCCCCACGGAGCCCACGGAGCCCACGGAGCCCACGGGCCCUCCGGACACUGGGACGGCCACAGUCCGUGUGGAGAGCCCCCCAAACAAACAGUGUAUCUGGUGGAGCGAGAUCGUGGCGACGGCGACGACGGCGACUGCAUGUCAGCGUGUGCGACGGCUUUGUGCUGCUGCUGCCUCUGGGACAUGUUGACCCACGACCUCUGUUGACCUCUGUUGACCUCUGACCCUCACCACCAUCCCGCAGCGUGUUUGAACUAUAACGGCUUCAUGUAAACGUGUUUUUAUGUUUCCUCACUGUUCAGAUGACGAAGAGUUGUUUCAUCUUCAUCGUCUCUGGUUGGUUUGUUUUUGUGGCUUUAAAGAAUAAAAGUAUAAACAGAUAUGAA
This is a messenger RNA of Thunnus maccoyii (southern bluefin tuna), 826 nucleotides long. RefSeq names its product cysteine-rich and transmembrane domain-containing protein 1-like. The record is from RefSeq and is a predicted model, not a curated record. Lineage: Eukaryota; Metazoa; Chordata; Actinopteri; Scombriformes; Scombridae. The transcript has 5 exons. Bases 24 to 647 code for a protein of 207 amino acids.